GCAGAGUCUUCGGAGAAGAGAUUCAGGAUGAACAGCUUUGUGUCAGACUUUGGAAAGCCCCUGGAGCCAGAUAAGGUGUUCUCUUCACAGGGCAAUGAGGAAUCCAGGUCCUUCUUUCACUGCUACAUCAGUGAAGCGGACCCCUUGGAGAGGGCCAAAGCUUGUCUCCAGACCACGGCCCUCGGCAGUGAAGUUCAUCUCCAGGAAGCCAUCAGAUGCAGUGGGCGGCCAGAGGAGGAGCUGAACAGGCUCAUGAAAUUCGACAUCCCCAACUUCGUCAACACCGACCAGAACUCCUUUGGGGAAGAUGAUCUCCUGAUUUCCGAAACACCUAUUGUUCUAGAAAAUAAGCCAGUGGUCCAGACCUCACACAAAGAGUUGGACUGAGAAGCACAUUUUAUCAGGUGUCUUCCUGAAAAUGCUGGGUUUGUCGUUGAAUAGCCAGAAAUCUCUGUUCAUCGAGAUUGUGUGUGUGUUUGUAUAUAAGAGACAGACAGAGAGAGAGGCAGAAAGACAGAGAAGAGAACCCCCUGAGAAGAAAGAUGGUGAAGCUGAGUUUUCAUGCCUUUAAACGUAUUUGGAACCUUUGGGGGAACCAAAUAUUUACACUAUCUCAUCUUCCUUGUUGAGAACUUGGUCACGUAUUCGGCGUCAGCGUUCACAAACGGGGUUUGAUGUGCUGCGUUUCCUGUCUGGCCCUGCCACUACCGUGCUCUACCUUUAGCAAGUUACUUUGAUUCUCUGGGAUGCCACCUUUUUAUCUGUAAGGUGAGGAGUCUGGAGUAGGUGAUCCAAUAAUUUGUGGACUUUUGACUUUGUAUUCACAUGAGGCUGGAAAUACCCAAAAUUAUAUAAACUAGAGGCUGCCCCCUGGUUCUUGUUAUAACAUUCCCCCAGGUCUGUACCUCUCUCUCAACCCUUAAUUGAACCCAACUUAUGUCAGGGGCUCGAGCAUCUCCCAGGAUGUCAAGAGACCUUGCCUCUCACGGUCACUGUGGCCAAAUUUAUAGCACUUUGCUAAAACAGCUCAAAUCUGAAGACAGCCCCCACACCCCAUGCCCCAAGGUGAGCACCUUAUAUGACAGUCCUAUCCCCCAAAUGUAUGGCAGGCUGUGAGCUGAGUCAAAGGAAGUGCGUUCUGUGUCCGUGUCAGUGUAGCUGUGAUUGGUCACCCUGCUGCGUCACUGGCUGGUGAACAAGCAGAGUGCUCUUUGCCAGGCUGUCUGAUGUGUGGGUGAUGGCUGUGUGGCUAGUGUGUAGCCUUGGAGGUGGGAUGGUGAAUGGGUUAUAAACACCCCAUCAACAGACAUUCCAGGCAACGCAAGGGUUAAUUUCAUGAAGGAAUGAAAUCUGCACAGUUUUGGAAAUGACUUUGUUUUGCACAGUCACAUUGCAUGCAUGGCCAGCUACUAAUCUCUUGGGUGGCAUUUUCAAUAUGGACUUUCAUUUACCACCUGUCUUGCUUAAACUGAAAAAUAAAGAGAUUUAUUGCACCAUAA
Messenger RNA from Odocoileus virginianus texanus, 1499 nucleotides. NCBI's taxonomy places the organism in Eukaryota, Metazoa, Chordata, Mammalia, Artiodactyla, Cervidae. The record is from RefSeq and is a predicted model, not a curated record.